This is a messenger RNA of Cylicocyclus nassatus, 3916 nucleotides long. The record is from the annotation of a GenBank genome assembly. Lineage: Eukaryota; Metazoa; Nematoda; Chromadorea; Rhabditida; Strongylidae.
CUAUCAAAGGUUUUAUAGGUGUUUUUUGUGCGCUCGAACGUCGUCCACACGAUGACGACGGAUGCCGGGCAUCGAACCGAAUGUGUAACUAUUGCCGAAGAAGAGCCUGAAAAUGACGAUUUGGACAGUGCUAUCGAUUUGACGAAGGAAAUUGAAGAUUUGGAUAAAUUGCAGCUGGCCCUCGAUCGUAUGCUAGAUUAUCCACGCAGUCCAUCCACAUCACUAGCGUCGUCAUCAGGCCGAGAAACAGGAUCCACCGGCAAGGAUCAAGGCAUUGGCGCUGGCACGAGCAGCGCUGAGCGAUUGAAUGAAUCUACUUCUAGUUCACCGAGGAAGCGGGAAGGUCUCGCAGCACGACGUUUGAUCCGAGUACCAUGUGGGACGACUCCGUCCGCUUGCGGAUCGGAUUCGAUUGCGGAAAGCGUUCCGAUCCCAUUUACGGUGUUCGGUGGAGCUGCUGCUGCUCGACUGAUUCUAAUCGACAUCGUCAAACGAGAAGACCUCAUUGGAAUCUUGAAUCCUAAUGAUGUUAUUUUGAAAAUUGAAGAUGUAAAUGUCAGCGGUAUGUUGAGAUCAGAAGUGACACGAUUAUUAGAGCGGCUGUGCCAUGAUAAUGAUCAAAUAGCAGUGGAAAUUGUCCCUGCAGGUGCUAUCACUGAUGAUAUCUGCGAGAUUUUAGCCGAUAAACAAUGGGCAGAGCUACAAACUACGAUACGGGACAAUUUGUACAGCAAGACUGUGCCAUAUACAACUCGUCCGCCACGAGAAGGCGAAAUCGACGGCGAACAUUACCGUUUCGUUUCUGUGGACGAGUUUACACGAUUACAAACAGAAGGAAUGCUAUUGGAACAUGGUACCUAUCAGGGACAUCUCUACGGAACACCACGACCUGAAGAGUGUUAUGAGGGAACAGCAAUGGUAAGCAGCGCUAACAAAGGACCAUUGCCACCAAAUUGGGAAAUCGGCUACGCUGAGAACGGCGACAAGUACUUUAUUGAUCAUAACUCUGGCACAACAACAUGGGAUGACCCGAGGGAUUUGCCGCCCGGAUGGGAACAAGUCGACGAUCCAGAAUACGGCACAUUCUUUGUCGAUCACAUCAAUAAAAAGACGCAAUACGAACGACCGAGUACGUCCGGAGCGACGAUGUCAUCACGUUAUGAACCGAUACCCACCACGGCCAGUAGUAGUCAUAUGGCGAAUGGGAUCACAACGAAUGGGCACCAACACUCACCACAGAAUCAACAUAUCAAAAGCAGGCAACCUAUGAUCCCGGCGGGAGGAUCUAAUCCGUAUUUCACGCGGGAUCCAGCUCAAUUACGUGGGGAAAUGGUCACGACAACUAUCACAAAAGGUGCCAAAGGACUCGGAUUUACAUUGAUAGGCAAUGAUGCAUCCAGCAAAGGCGAUGAAUUUAUACAGGUGAAAUCCGUCUUGCCUGGUGGUCCCGCUGCUGAAGAUGGUGUUCUUCGAGCCGGUGAUGUCCUGGUCCGAGUGAAUGGUGAACUUCUCCUUGGUGCUUCCCAAACGGAUGCUUGUCGAAUUUUCGUGAACAUCCCCGUGGGAGACCCGGUGGCUAUUCAAGUCUGUCGUGGUUACCCGUUGCUGUUGGAUCCAUCAAAUAGGAUAAUCACGGAAAAUGUGUACCAAACUGGAGGCAGAAGUCGAGAUUUGCACGACAUAGAGAUUAUCAAAGGAAAAGAAGGCUUUGGAUUCACGAUCGCUGACAGUGCUACGGGUCAACGCGUGAAAAAGAUCCUUUACCCAGAACAGUGUGCCAAUUUGUUGGAAGGUGACACAAUCGUCGAAUUGGAUGGUCGUAAUGUUCGAGCCAUACCCCAUACACAACUGGUCGAUAUGCUCAGGGAGUGUCCCAUAGGACACCGUGGUCGGCUUGUAGUUCGGAGGAGCUCGCCCAAGCAUAGAUCUCGAACACCUGCAGCUGAAUUCCGGUACGGUGAGCAAACCCGUGCCACCCCGCUGCCCGUCGUGUCGCCUCGUUCAAAAACGCCUGCGCCGGUUCCCGGUGGACGACACGAAGCUGAACCAACACAAAUGCCAGUGAAUCGAGCGCAAACACUGCAAAGGCAACCAAAUGUGGCACCUGUGGACACUUGGGAUGGAGCGUCAAGAAUGAAACCGUCAUCAACAUCGUUGGGAUUCGCAACACCAAAUUACAUGCCUUUGAGUGCAUUUCAAUUCAACAAGCCAACUGAUUUGAUCACGGUGAAUUUGAUACGAAAACCCAGUGGUUUUGGUUUCCGGCUGCUUGGUGGGAGUGAGACCAAUACCUUAUUGACCGUGGGUCAGGUCGUUCCUGGUGGAGCUGCGGCUGAAGAUGGACGAAUGCAAGAAGGCGAUGAAAUCGUCGAAAUUGAUGGUCGCAACGUUGAAGGAGUCAGUCAUGCUGAAGCCGUUUCUCUUCUGGAACAUGCGGCUCAUAAUAAGCAUGUGAAGCUUGUUGUGCGACGACCGAGACUAGGAGGAGAUCGUCGACAAACGUUUCACACAGAAAGGCAGCCGGCUAAUCCAACGACUGCGUCUGGAGAGUAUGACGUGACUUUGACUCGGAAUGAAAAUGAUGGAUUUGGGUUUAUUAUCAUAUCAUCGCUCAGUAGGAAUGGAUCUACCAUAGGACAAAUCUUGGAAAAUUCUCCAGCAGAAAAAUGCGGACGGUUGAAAGUGGGCGACCGUGUCGUAGCCGUAAAUGGUAUCGACAUCCUUAAUCUUACCCAUGGAGAAAUUGUUGGGCUAAUAAAGGCCUCUGGCUUGACAGUUCGACUUACCAUCGCUCCACCUAUGUCUGACGGUAGUCCGUUAGCGUCAAGCACGCUGAAUCGGUCUAGUGUCAUAAAUAUGUAUGCUCCGUCGCCGCCGAAUUCCUUUGUUCCACCACCACCCAUAUUUCAAAAUGGGGGACUAUACGCUACUGUAGGAAGGAGUUCAAACUAUGCUUCAUACCCACAACCGUCCAUGACUCCAGUGCCAUUUUCGUAUACGAAUGGUUCAGCAUUCAAGGGGAACCCGCAGUACUCAACAUAUGCCGAUGUGGGACGACCCGUUUAUUCCUCUUCUUCGCACAUCAAUGGGCAGAUGAACGGACUGAGCCUGAAUGACCCAGUUCCUCCAGAACAGGAUGGGCCUAUAAUAUCUGUCGAAUUGGAGCGUGGUGUGCGCGGGUUCGGUUUCUCAAUUCGUGGUGGCCAAGAGUUUGGUGCUAUGCCUUUAUUCGUGCUUCGCAUUGCUGAAGAUGGUCCUGCAGCGAUGGAUGGACGGUUGAGGGUAGGGGACCAGCUGAUAUCCAUAAAUGGGCGCGAUACGAAGGGAUUAACUCAUGAAGAAGCUAUCCAGCUAAUCAAACAGCAUCCAACAGUCCGGCUUACUGUAAGACGCCAUAAACUCCCUUAAUUUCAUUCCCUGAUAUAUCUCAUGACAGAGUGGAUGGUGUUUUGUAAGAAUUUCUAUUUGCCGUUGUAUUCGCUUAAAUUCGCCAAACAUGAAGUGCUAUGACAUUGUGUGACGAUGUAUCCCUGAACAUUUUAAAGUUUUUCGCUUUAACUUGUCAUUCUCUCUCCCCCCCCCCCUCAACCCCUCUCUUGAUCCAGCUCAGUUUUGUGUUAGCAGCAAACAAGUGUUAGAAAAUGUCAUAGGCCCGCUACAACCAUCCUUUGGAUUUUUACUUAUAUCACGCAACCCGACGCACACACUCAACAUGGGUCUCAUUUUCAUUUUUUUUUCAACAUUCAUUUUAUCUCUGAUUGUACUCGCUUUAUAUCCUUGUACUCAAUCCUUAUGUUGCGCAUUAUUACCAGUGAUGUUUUCAGUUUGCAUUUAUGUGUACAUACUAUAACAUCAGAUCCUCUGAAUAUCACUUGUUUUGCGAUAGAUUAUAAAAUAAAGCCGCUAAGGCACUUUU